Molecule: messenger RNA, 856 nt
Organism: Neocloeon triangulifer
Lineage: Eukaryota; Metazoa; Arthropoda; Insecta; Ephemeroptera; Baetidae
Exons: 8
Coding region: 14-856 (280 amino acids)
Source: RefSeq, a predicted model, not a curated record
AUUGAAGAUUGAAAUGCCGCUCUGGUCAAACGUUUUCAUGUGUUCAAUUUUCUUUGUAGCCUUGGUUCAAGCAAGUGAAGCAAAGCGAGGAGUUGUUUCAGAGAGGAAAGAACUCAAAGCGACAAAAACUGCAAACAAACGAAAUACAAUAAUCAAGUGCUGUGGCGCUUUAAAUUGUCUUAAAUUCAAAACAAAUUCCACCAAAUAUCGCUCAUCACCAUCCAUACUAUCCAUACUGCAAACAACAAAUAUUGCCGCAUUGGGAAUUACAAACACACAUUCAACUACACAACCAGCAAGCACCAAAUCACAGUUUGAUGCCCACAAAAUCAGUAAUGCGGAUUUAAGUGAUUCAUCAACAUUUAACGAUGCCAGCACAAAUUCAAAUGAUCAAUCCUCAAUCGAAAUGGUUCCUACAAAUACAUCCGCUUCUGAAUUAAUUUCGUCGGUAAUGUUAGUGUCGAAUGAGGAAAAAAUAAUAUCCGCGUCGACUUUGCCAAUGGAAACCAUUCAAUCAACAAUCGCAGACACAGGAAUUAUCAGCAUCGUAUCAACAGAUUCCACAAGCAAAACAACGCAAAAUGACAUUUUUCAAACAACUAUUCUUCCUGUUAUAUCAACUUCAACCUUUUUAUCAUCAGCAUCAAAAACUUUAGCCCCAACUUCGAUCACAAAAACAAGUCCAACCACAACCAUCAACCCAGCUCUGGUUGGGAAAUGUUCACCGGACACAAACGCCGCCGUCAACCGAUCCUUAUUUGCACCCAACGGUGCGCUUGCAAACCCGAACCAGCACGGGUUCUGGCUGAACGCUUGCGGCCAAACUCUUUUGCUUGGAAAAUCUCUGGUCUCCUGA